Ostrinia furnacalis (Asian corn borer) is the source of this 1969-nucleotide messenger RNA. It is a transcript of the gene Wee1, whose product is annotated as Wee1 kinase. The record is from RefSeq and is a predicted model, not a curated record. The transcript has 5 exons. Gene Ontology annotation, molecular function: protein tyrosine kinase activity; ATP binding. Gene Ontology annotation, cellular component: cytoplasm; nucleus. Lineage: Eukaryota; Metazoa; Arthropoda; Insecta; Lepidoptera; Crambidae. Gene Ontology annotation, biological process: protein phosphorylation. The annotation marks the transcript as partial.
CUGGCUGGCUGUCUCCAGCUGGUGCAGGACGUGAAGCCGGGCAACAUCUUCCUGUGCAGCGCCGACGUCGCGCCGGCCGACAGCGACGACGGCUACGACGACGACGAGCCGCGUCCCGACCACCUCUACAAGAUCGGAGACCUCGGCCACGUGACGUGCGUGUCGUCGCCGUCAGUAGAAGAAGGCGACUGCAGGUACCUGCCCAAAGAAGUGUUGCAGGAAGACUUCACGCAUCUAACCAAGGCUGACAUCUUUGCUUUCGGUCUAACGUUAUUCGAGGCGGGAGGCGGUGGUCCUUUACCGAAGAAUGGGCAGCAGUGGCACGAUUACAGAGAGGGCAAACUGCCCGACCUGCCCGGACUGUCGAGGGAAUUCAACCAGCUGUUGAAGAAAAUGGUCGACCCGGACCCGACGGUGCGACCGUCCGCCGCCAGGCUUCGUAAGCACCCGCUGCUCCAUCCGUCGUGCAACAAAAGCAAGUCGCAACUCCGACGCGAGCUCGCCGCGGCUAAGAUGAAGAACGAACUGCUGGCUAGGAAGCUGCAAGAGGCUGCUAGGUGUAUAAAGUCGCUAACACCCAACCUGGUCUCAACGCAAGAAUCCGCCAAAUUCCGCACGCGUUCCGCAAAGCGCCUCCAAAAACCGCGCAUCGACUCGCAACUGGUGGAAAUACUGCAGUCAGUCACCUCCCCUAUGCGGAUAGAGAGGCGUCUGGACAGAAGAGGGAAGAAGGUUUAAGAAGAAGAAGAAAGAAGAAAUGUAAGUCCGCGUAGACUUUGACAGUUUUGUUCGAUGAUAUUGACAGAAGUUUGAAAGUUAGUCGUAAGUCAUUUUUUUCUGCAGAUAGCCUUUUAAAAAGCGCUUGUAAUAUUAUUUGAGUUGGCUUUAAAUGUUUUGUGUCGUCUGCACCGCAUACAACGUAAUAAUCAGUUUUAUUCCAAUACAGUUGUCAUACAUUUUUUUAGUUAUGUGAAAUCCAUUUAAAUAAUUUAGUCAGCCUGUGACCACGGCCGGUGCAACUCGGUCGAAACGUUAGGCAAAUACAGGUAAUGUUUCAAUGUUUUCUAUCCGCGUAUAGCGUUAAAACCUGCUUAAAUUAAUUAAAAAACUAGAUCUAAAACAUCUAUGUUCUUAUGUUCGAGUAAUAUCGAUUUAAAUACGUAACAUUGGCAUUUAUAAAGAAAACCUUUUAAGAAAAGAAAUAAGUCAAACAAUUUUCCGUGUGCGAUCCUGCAAACGAACUACUAACGUCCGGUUCAAAACGUCGUAUUAGAAAGAGCCGUUAGCCUAUCUUUUUCUAGAUUUACAAACUAGACCCGUUUCAACCCCUAAGGGGAUGAAUUUGGGGAUUUUUUUCCAUACAAACUAGACCUGUUGAAUUUAGGAAGUUUCUCCAUACAAACUGGACCCGUUUCAUCCCCUAAGGUGGGGGAUUCCGGUAGUUUCUCCAUACAAGCUUUGGGCCGUUUCAUCCCCUAACUAAGGGGAUCAUCCCCUAAUUAAAACCCUUUCUUAGCGGAUGUCUACGAUGAUGGGUGCCUUUUAUGUAUGGAUUUUAAAAUCAAAAUUAAUUAACAGAACCAAUUAAUAUCAAAUCUCAAUUCAAUUUAAAGCAUAGAUAGCCAUUUGAUGUGGUGAAUUUUAGUAUUUCGACCAAUCACAAGACAGGAUCUGUCGCCCGUAUUCACAAACGAUGCUUGCAUAAGUGAAGCAGCAAAUCGAACGCACAGCGUUGAAUAAAACUCUGUGAUUGGGUCGCGUGUCACCCUGUGCGUCCACACGCACUGUGAGACCUCAUAGUAAUGUUUGUGAAUACGGGCUGGGUGUGACUGAGUUGGAAUCUUGUUUCGAACGUUUUUUUAAACAAGUUGUUUUGUAACACAGUUAUUUUCCGUUUCAAUGAGGGUUUUCGCGAAUGAAAGAUCCGCUAAAUGGCGAGACGUGGAUGUGGGGUCUGACUGCUGCGUGA